AUGUGCACACCUGGCUACCUCACGACCUCCAGUGGCACCUCGCGACCUCCAGUGGCACCCCACGACCUCCAGUGGCACCCCACGACCUCCAGUGGCACCCCACGACCUCCAGUGGCACCCCACGACCUCCAGUGGCACCCCACGACCUCCAGUGGCACCCCACGACCUCCAGUGGCACCCCACGACCUCCAGUGGCACCUCACGACCUCCAGUGGCACCUCACGACCUCCAGUGGCACCUCACGACCUCCAGUGGCACCUCACGACCUCCAGUGGCACCUCGCGACCUCCAGUGGCACCUCGCGACCUCCAGUGGCACCUCGCGACCUCCAGUGGCACCUCGCGACCUCCAGUGGCACCUCGCGACCUCCAGUGGCACCUCGCGACCUCCAGUGGCACCCCGCGACCUCCAGUGGCACCCCACGACCUCCAGUGGCACCCCACGACCUCCAGUGGCACCCCACGACCUCCAGUGGCACCUCACGACCUCCAGUGGCACCCCACGACCUCCAGUGGCACCCCACGACCUCCAGUGGCACCCCACGACCUCCAGUGGCACCCCACGACCUCCAGUGGCACCCCACGACCUCCAGUGGCACCCCACGACCUCCAGUGGCACCUCGCGACCUCCAGUGGCACCUCGCGACCUCCAGUGGCACCUCGCGACCUCCAGUGGCACCUCGCGACCUCCAGUGGCGCCCCGCGACCUCCAGUGGCACCUCGCGACCUCCAGUGGCACCUCGCGACCUCCAGUGGCACCUCGCGACCUCCAGUGGCACCUCGCGACCUCCAGUGGCACCUCGCGACCUCCAGUGGCACCUCGCGACCUCCAGUGGCACCUCGCGACCUCCAGUGGCACCUCGCGACCUCCAGUGGCACCCCACGACCUCCAGUGGCACCCCACGACCUCCAGUGGCACCUCGCGACCUCCAGUGGCACCUCGCGACCUCCAGUGGCACCUCACGACCUCCCCGCCCCUCCUCCACCUAUCCUUAUUUGA
Procambarus clarkii (red swamp crayfish) is the source of this 999-nucleotide messenger RNA. RefSeq names its product mucin-17-like. NCBI's taxonomy places the organism in Eukaryota, Metazoa, Arthropoda, Malacostraca, Decapoda, Cambaridae. The record is from RefSeq and is a predicted model, not a curated record.